CUCAGAAUGGAGCUGACUCCCAAACUUCUAGCUGGACUAAUCCUGCUGACUUUCUGUGUGGUGGGUUGCUCUGGUCAACACUGGUCCUAUGGGCUGCGCCCUGGAGGAAAGAGAAAUGCUGAGAAUGUGGUUGAUUCUUUCCAAGAGAUAGCCAAAGAGGUCGAUCAGCCAGUAGAACCUAAGCGCUGUGGGUGCAUUGUUCACCAGUCCCAUUCUCCUCUGAGGGACCUGAAAGAAGCUCUGGAAAGUCUGAUUGAAGAGGAAACUGGGCAGAGGAAAAUAUAA
Molecule: messenger RNA, 285 nt
Organism: Budorcas taxicolor (takin)
Lineage: Eukaryota; Metazoa; Chordata; Mammalia; Artiodactyla; Bovidae
Gene: GNRH1
Product: gonadotropin releasing hormone 1
Exons: 3
Coding region: 7-285 (92 amino acids)
Biological process (GO): multicellular organism development
Cellular component (GO): extracellular region
Molecular function (GO): gonadotropin hormone-releasing hormone activity
Source: RefSeq, a predicted model, not a curated record